ACAGCAAAUUCUUCAAUCGAAAAUGAGUGGUAGAGGCAAAACCGGUGGCAAGGCCAGAGCAAAAGCCAAGACUCGCUCAUCCAGAGCCGGGCUUCAGUUUCCCGUCGGUCGUGUUCACAGACUUCUUCGCAAGGGUAACUAUGCAGAGCGCGUCGGUGCUGGAGCUCCAGUUUAUCUCGCCGCUGUGCUCGAGUAUCUUACUGCUGAGAUCCUGGAGUUGGCCGGAAACGCCGCUCGCGACAACAAGAAGACUCGCAUCAUUCCCCGCCAUUUACAGCUGGCAGUGCGUAACGACGAGGAGUUGAACAAACUCUUGGGGCGCGUGACCAUCGCUCAGGGCGGUGUGUUGCCCAACAUCCAGGCUGUGUUGCUGCCAAAGAAGACCGAGAAGCCCGCUAAAGCAAAGUAAACUAUCCAGUUCUCCAAAACUAAACAAAAGGCUCUUUUAAGAGCCACCCACUAAAGCUAUAAAAGAGUGAAAUCUUUUUCUCGUUUGUUCUGUUUAUAGUUACAGUAAAAAUAUACUCUGAAAUAAGCCAAUUAUCAUAAAUCUCAGAUUGAAUACAUAAGUUUC
Misgurnus anguillicaudatus (oriental weatherfish) is the source of this 574-nucleotide messenger RNA. The record is from RefSeq and is a predicted model, not a curated record. Lineage: Eukaryota; Metazoa; Chordata; Actinopteri; Cypriniformes; Cobitidae.